AUGCUUCUCGACGAAGAUCCCGCUGCUCUCAUCGCGCAAUGUACAUCACACUUCAAAAUCGCCAAUGACAAGACCUCGCUCCACCGCAUAAACGAGUCUCUUAGUACACUCAGCGAAUUCCGCACCCAACACCUACGCUCCAUUCAGUCGUCUCUCAGCGCGCUGAACCGGACACACCAAACACUUUCCGCGAACCACAACCACACACUCAGCCAACACAACCCGACGAACCAUGCGGCGGAGAUCUUGAGGCUAGACACUGAGAAAUUCAAGAUUGCGAAGCAGGCGAGUGAUCUGGAGAUUGAGGGCGAGAGGCUGCAGAGUGACUUGGCAAGAUUAGGGGGUGUAGCUGGUGAAUUGGAAGAUGAGGGCGUAGAGGGCGGUGUCGAACCUAGGGCGGGUGAGGAUGCGACAGUAUUGAAGCUCAAGCUUUACCGCACCCUCGGAAUCGACGUCGAAGCCGACCCUACAACCGGCGAAUAUAACAAGGCUGUCAUUCGGAAUGCUACAAAGGGCGACGUGCACGUUGUGAACAUCGAUCCCAAGUUUUCACGACACUUCUACACGAACUACUUCUGGCGGACAAUUUCCGCGUUCUCAGACUUCGAAUCUCAUACCGAGUAUGGCCAAAAAGAGGCCACAUGGCAGAUGCUUCGACGCACACACGCUGUUACAGCAAUCAGUUCUGCUCUGUCAGAUUCCGAAUCAUACGACGAAGAGAGCGAAGAAUCCGAAAGCGAGGACAUAUCGGAGAAGCUACGACGCACGUAUACUGAUUAUCGAAAAGCUCAUCCCGCGGGUGACUUGUGCCAGCGUUGUGCUGGCAUAAAUUGGUCACAUCUUCUUUUUGACAGCGCUAUACAGUUCUGCGAAAGAUAUGCCCCUUUGGAACUGUUCCCCCUAUCCGAGACAAUUCCGGAACUCUCCGCGUCCUCAUGUUCGCUGUGUCGGCUGCUAGGCUCUGCGAAGGAGUUUCAGGAAGACUCUAGUCAAGCUCUUGUAGUGUAUUGCGCUUGCAAGGCUGAGACGGUAGUGUCACACAUGAGCCAUAUCUUCGACUAUGAGCAAGGCCGCGAUGACGUACCGCAGCAUUCUCUGUUUCUCAGGUUGAGAACAGACACUUCGCUGGGCGAAUCAUUGGAUAUUGGUGGUUUUGCGAUUCAGGAUAUGCGCAAUACUGCCGAACACUCUCUGGUCCGCAAGCUCAACAUAAGAAGCAUUGAUUAUAGUAUUCUUCAAGGUUGGCUGGACUAUUGUAAGUGUCAUCAUGCUACUAACUGUAACCGUCCCUACAAGCCACCCAUCCCUGGCCUCAAAGUGAUUGACUGCAACACUAAACAGAUCGUUGCUGCACCAUUGGUCACCCCUUUUCAUUUCGUGGCCUUGUCAUAUGUAUGGGGCAGCCCAGAGGCUCCUGAAAAUCAUCAGCCCGGCUUCCCAGAGACGAUAUGCGAUGCUAUCACCGUCACAGUAGAACUGGGAUACAAGUAUCUAUGGGUUGACCAGUUUUGUAUCGACCAGCUAGACGCGAGUCAUAAGCAAGCUCAGAUACAGCUCAUGGGCCGCAUCUAUGCCGAAUCACAGCUGGUCAUCGUUGCUGCAGCGGGCAGUUCGUCCAAUCAUGGACUACCGGGAGUUGGUCGCAAACCUCGCAAAGCACAGAAGAGUCUCCAGAUAGACACUGGUGUAGAGCUUAUCGAGAGGUUCGUUCCUAGAGAAGCUUUGAACGGCAGUACGUGGGCGUCGAGAGGCUGGACACAUCAGGAGGGCUAUCUGGCACCACGUAGGAUGAUCUUUACAGAACAUCAAGUCUUCUACGUGUGUGGCCGAGCGUUAUGGCAGGAGUCUGUGCAGCAGUCUACUUUGGACUACGAGGGUCUUUACCUACGAGUCCGUCAACCACAUGUCCGACGAAGUCGAUACAGCUCCGACAAUGUUUUUGAUGUCUUGAGCAACUACUCGACCAGAAAGCUGUCUUUUGAAAGCGACAUCCUCAACGCCUGUGUCGGGUUGCUGAACAAGUUCGUCGACUGCCACUAUUGGGGCAUGCCAGUUCAGUACGAGGUAUCUGGAUGGCCUUACGCGCCUGAAUCACGACCCGUACUCUCACUGAGCUGGCACAGCAGAUAUCCAGGGCAAAGAAGAGAAGGCUUUCCUAGCUGGUCGUGGGUGGCAACAACUGGUCCAAAGAGCAUCCGCUAUCAGCGGUCCAAUGAUCUAGGUUACGACGCACACAUUCGUGCAGCUGAUGGAGGCUGGAGAUCACUAGAUGAGCAGUACGAGAGUCGAUACGACAUGUUACCGGCGGACUACGGUCCUACUUUACGCCUUACAGGUAGAUUCUAUACGGCCUCCUUGGUCAUGAACCAAAAGUCUAGCGGACGCAAUAUUCACGAAAAACAGUCAAAAUGGACGCCAUUGGUCGUUCUACAGCAUGCCGAUACGGAUGGUGACGAUAUACAGAUCGCUUUCCAGUUGUGGCUCGAUACUAACCUUACAAACUCUAACUUGAAGAAUGCUAUUAAAGCAGUACCAGCAGUCCUACACCAUACACCACGUUGGGAUACCAUAAAGAGACGGUAUGAAUUUGUCGACGACGAGAAAUGGGAUUAUGAUCGUCCUCCCAUUUUCCUGAUCUUCCAAGCUGUAGGAGACCAUUACAGGAGGAUCGGCCUCACACACGAUAGCUGUUAUAUCCUAGAAACGAAUACAGGAUUGAUGAGAAGAGAUUCCGAUGGCGUUGCGGUACCACAUGCAACCUGCAGAGGCGAUGAGGAGGUUAUCUACAUUGAGUGA
Molecule: messenger RNA, 2796 nt
Organism: Alternaria atra
Lineage: Eukaryota; Fungi; Ascomycota; Dothideomycetes; Pleosporales; Pleosporaceae
Exons: 5
Coding region: 1-2796 (931 amino acids)
Source: RefSeq, a predicted model, not a curated record